Messenger RNA from Pecten maximus, 1471 nucleotides. RefSeq lists its product as uncharacterized. The transcript is spliced from 2 exons. The record is from RefSeq and is a predicted model, not a curated record. NCBI's taxonomy places the organism in Eukaryota, Metazoa, Mollusca, Bivalvia, Pectinida, Pectinidae. The coding region runs from base 6 to 836 and encodes 276 amino acids.
AAAAUAUGAAUCAGGUGGAGCAACGAAACAUUAUCAGUCAAACAGAAAUCUGGGUACAGGAACAGCGAAACACAUUUCAGUUCGUUACGACGAAAGCCUUUGCCAUCGCAAAAGAGAAAAUCAAAGAGAAAAGGUUUGUUGUUAUAAGGGGAGACUCUGGGUCGGGGAAGACACGUUUAGCCACUGAACUUUUAGAUUGGCUUCAUUCUCCAGCGGAAAAACUAACGUUUAACUGCAAGAAACCCUUACGCCUCCCAAGCCUUCAGCGCUGGGACAAGGUCAUUUCAGCUAAUGCAAAUCUUUCCAUUUUAUUGGAUGACCUGUUAGGUUAUAGUUCUGAAGUAUCACAAGAUUUGACAUGGUGGAAACAGCAUGGCGAAAUGCUCAACUCAAUCGUAGUAGGGAAGAAUUCAGCAAACCAUUUGAUAAUUACAUUAAGAAAUGACAUAUAUAACGAGUACAAAUCUAAGUUCGAUUGUCUCUCACUGUUUGAUGAUGGGCAUGUCAUUGAUCUCAGCUCGCCUGAAUAUAUCUUACACGAGGAAAGGGAAACCCUUCUCACGACAUAUACACAGACGAUAGAUAAUUUCAAACCAUUUUCAGAAAUUGAGAUCAAUCAAAUCACUGCCAUUUCUCCACCGAUCGGAUUUCCUGAAUGUUGCCGUAUAUUCAGAAAAACACCAGAUUUGCAUCCAGAAAGAGUGGAGUAUUUUAGAAAGCCAUUGCAAAAUAUUAGAUCAGUUAUCACGGAAAAGUUUAACCGAGCUAAAGCAAACAGCGCUGAUAUACAUUUUGUUAUCUCGAGAACCUGUCUCAACAAAUUUGCUGGAUUUUGAAAGUGAAUGUUUCGACAAAGAAGGGAUAACACAUGCGUUCAGUAUUUCUUCUCAUGUCUUUCCUGAAUCAAAGCAUAUAACCGCAGAUAUUGCAACACAACUACAGUGUCUACAGGAAGGCCUUGAUGUUUUAUGUGAUUCAUUUGUGCGGAAAGAGAAAGGUAUCUAUAAAUUCUUCCAUGACUCGAUACAAGACGUUAUUGCUAUCCUUUAUGGGAAGAAAACACCAAGAGGUUUCCUGAAUAACUGCCCAAGUAGUUGUUUGCGCUAUGUAGCAACAGGUGAAUGUAGAGAUAUACUACAUAAGGUAGUGAUAGAGGAUGGAAAAUUAUAAAAUCGCUUACCAACGUAUAGUGCGAGAACUUGAUUCAAAGCAGCACUCAAGUUACAUUGCGGUAUCUUCGAUGUCACCAUGGAAUAACAAAGAAUUUCUCAUUGGAUUUUUCUAUUGGCUCAAAUCAGAGAAGUAUUCCGCAGAAGACUAUUUUAUUAGGUUGGAAACAGGAGAACCAUUAAUGUAUUCGGAUAACAGAUUGAUUCCUUUCAUGGAUAUGGCAAAAAAGAGAGGAGACACUCCAAGUUGCUUUCUGAUCUACGCUGCUAAAAUGAAUUCGAUUAACCUGCUUCGCCAUAUC